AUGGAUAUUUGUGGACUUGCCCUUAUUUGUAUAUGGCCUAUACUUUUCGACUGUUUCCUAACACUACGAGAACUCACUCUGCUAUACAAAUUUUGGAAGGUCAUUCCAGUGGCUCUGAAAACAGAAUUUCAUUUCUUCAACUGGACCAAUCCGGAAGAUUUUUACAACUUGUCGGUGAAACCUAGGUUCGAAGAAACGGGACCUUACAGAUUUUGGCAGACCGAAGAGAAGACCGAUAUUAUUUGGAAUGAUAAUGGAACAAUUACGUACAAACAAAGAAAAUAUUGGCACACUGACAACGAGAAAAAUGGCGGCUUGAAAGAUAAAAUCAUAAGCAUGAACCCAAUUCCUCUAGCCGCAUCAUACAUCCUGCGAAACUGGAAUUAUUUCGUCAAAAAAGGUCUUUUUAUCACUCUGUACCCUCUCUUUCGCAAUUUGAAAAUGACAACGAGUGCUGAGGAACUUCUUUUUGAUGGAUAUCCAGAACCGUUAAUCAAAGUAGCAAGAGCUAUUCCGUUUUUUGCAAAAUAUAACUUUCCCGACUGGGACCGAUUUGGUUGGUUCUAUAAGAGAAAUGGUUCGUCCGAAUUUGACGGCACUUUCAACAUGGGUACGGGUGUUAACUCCACCCUCGGCGAAAUUAAAACUUGGGAAGGGAUGAAACAAACUCCGUUUUUUGAUGGGUCGUGUGCUACAGUCGAUGGUUCUGCAGGCCAAUAUUUCCCAAGAAAUUUGCAAAAAGACGUCAUUAAAAUAUUUUCGUCAGAUUUACGAAGAAGUGUUAACAUGACGUUUGAAGAGGAAGAAAUUGUAUGGGGUAUGCUGGGUUACAAAUAUAUGAUGGAUGACAGAGCUUUGGACAAUGGCACGAUUUACCCAGAAAAUCGAUGUUUUUGCAACGGGGAAUGUUUGCCGUCUGGCAUGGUAAACCUUUCAAACACAAGACAUGGAAUUCCACUGUUUAUAUCAUUGCCCCAUUUUUACAGAGCUGAUCCUUAUUACGGCAACUUGAUUGACGGUAUGAAACCUGAUCCAAGUAAACACCAGUUUUCCAUCACGAUUGAACCAACGACCGGUAUACCACUAAAGGUCGACGCCAAAAUCCAAGGUAAUUUAUUAGUGCAACCAGUUCCUGGCGUUGUGAUGUUUGAGAGCGCUCCAAAAUUCAUGCUUCCAGUCAUAUGGGCAUCUCAAACCUACGAAAUUGAAGGCAUCCAUGCAUUUCUCACGUGGCUGUUAGUUAACUUUUCUGUGAUAUGUGUGACUCUAGGUUUAAGCAUGAUCAUGCUCAGUAUUUGCACGUUUUCACUUAUUGUGUAUAAAAGACAUAUCAAGUACCUACAUCAACAGAAACAGAUGAGGUUUAUCAACGAACAAAACGUUCCUUUAAAGUCAGUUUUUCAACAGACGUAG
Molecule: messenger RNA, 1413 nt
Organism: Zophobas morio
Lineage: Eukaryota; Metazoa; Arthropoda; Insecta; Coleoptera; Tenebrionidae
Product: protein peste-like
Exons: 7
Coding region: 1-1413 (470 amino acids)
Cellular component (GO): cytoplasm; membrane
Molecular function (GO): scavenger receptor activity
Source: RefSeq, a predicted model, not a curated record